Molecule: messenger RNA, 1814 nt
Organism: Tricharina praecox
Lineage: Eukaryota; Fungi; Ascomycota; Pezizomycetes; Pezizales; Pyronemataceae
Exons: 2
Coding region: 50-1345 (431 amino acids)
Source: RefSeq, a predicted model, not a curated record
CAUCAACUUGUUCGAGAUUUCAUGAUCGCUAAGUUUUCGCUCGCUCCACAUGCGAGAAGCUUUGCAGUCCGUAUCUAAGUUCGUACAGACCAGAUCAAUAACCUUUGGUGAGGACGCGAUUCGCAUUUUUUUUCGCAACUUAUGUCGAGCUUAUCCCACUACCUGCCUCGAACUCAUCGCCAGAACACUCACGGGCACCGGUCGAUCAUACGGGGACCCGCACGAACGCCCGCACGAACGCCCGCACAUCACGAUGAACAACAUUUCGAUGGCGCAGACCGAUAUCCUGCCCACACCGCGGUCGGAGGUGGAAAUCUCUGGGGAGAUCGAACGGGCGUGUCUUUUCCUGUUUCCGGAGAAUGCUGGAGUGAUUAUCACGAGCAACAACUUCUGGACGUUGCACGGCAUCGAGCAGACGGCGUACGUUCUCGAGAAGCCGCUGCAGACAACAGCUCCAGCCCCACCUACUCCACGGCACUCACCAUCGGGACCAUCGCUGCGGUACACGUUGCUGCCCGCCAUGGAACAGCGCACCCUGCCGUCCACCCUACCGCCGACCCUACCGCCUACUCCUCCACCGCUCACGCUCCUCACCCCGCCGUACCAUUAUCCCCCUUCGUUGUCUCAACUCCAGUUGAAUCCUAACAAGAUCUCCUUCCCAAAGCCACAGCCCAUGGAGCCGGUUGCAACCACAACCCCGCCGCCGAAUUCUUUCUCCAUGUUCAGCAACUUAAAGCCAGAACCCAUCGAGCCAUAUUUGGCCCAGGCGAAUUCCCCCCCCAGGUUCAGCAACCCCAAGCCGCAGCCCAUCGAGCCAGCCACAACCGUAUCCCCUCCGCCAUACACCCCGACCGCUCGCUGGUCACCAUGCGCGCCUGCCGAUCCGCCGAAGAACCUGCGCUCGCGGGAGAUCCCGGAGUGGCACAAGCCCCCCAAUUCCGACGAAGCCUACAAAGUUCUGCUGCGCCACACGGUGCCGCUCAGCCCAUCGCACGAGUUCACCAGCAGCCUCCCCAGUCUCGAGGGACUCCUGCGCAAGACCAAGGAGCGGAUGCACGAGCACAUCUCGAGCUUCCACGACUACGCCGAAGGCCAGUGUCCCCAGCAGAGCCCGUGCUCGUGCCCCAAGGGCUGCCACGGAGAGGUGCCCGAUUUCACCGAGGCCGAACGUUACAGCCUCCGUAAGGCGCUCCAGCUCAGUCCGAAGAUCACGCCGACUCAUAUGUCGUGGGUCGAGGAGGAUGGCAGGGCUGAGAUCGAGAGGUUGAAGAGUAUUUGGGAGCAGCAGCAGCAGGCGGCUCAGAGAGUGGGUGUUAAGCAGUGGUUGGGCGUUGUCUUGGGUUGACGCGCAUAAAGGAGGCUGUCAAGUGGUUGGGCGCUGUCUUGAGUUGACACACAUCAUCAUCGGGGAGGUUAUCGAGUGGUUGUAUCUGCCUCUUUGUUUUUGUUUUUUUUUGUUUCAUACUUCCUACAGAUAUAACUAGGGUCUUGUAUGUAGGGAUUCAGACUGCUUGGACCACGAUUCCUCGGACCAUCUCCAUCGAGGAGGUUUGCAAGUACGCAGUUGCACCUAUGUAUGUGCUUCUUUGUUUUGUUUUUGUUUCGUACAUACUCUACUCUACUCUUUUGUUUUUUGUUUCCUACUUCAUACAGAUCUAUAGGGUCUUGUUAGGGAUUCGAGACGCUUGAACCACGAUUCCUCGGUCCAUCUCCAUCAAGGAGGUUUUUAAGUAAGUAGUUGUACCUACUUUGUGCUUCUUUGUUUUUGUUUUUGUUUCGUACAUUGUAGGUACAGAUACCUAUAGUUAGGGUCC